This is a messenger RNA of Coturnix japonica (Japanese quail), 959 nucleotides long. The record is from RefSeq and is a predicted model, not a curated record. NCBI's taxonomy places the organism in Eukaryota, Metazoa, Chordata, Aves, Galliformes, Phasianidae.
UGGGGUGCCCCAUAGCGGUGAUGUGGGUGCCCCAUAUUCUCUGUGUCCAGGAUCUCCCCCUGGGGCUGAUGGACGACAUCUACGAGUUCGUCAAGAACUUUUCCCUGCGGGUGGACGAGGUGGAAGAGAUGUUGACCAACAACCGCAUCUGGAAGAACCGAACCAUCGACAUCGGGGUCAUCCCGGCCGAGGAGGCUCUGAAUUAUGGGUUCAGUGGGGUGAUGCUGCGCGGCUCCGGGAUCCACUGGGACCUUCGCAAAACGCAGCCCUACGACGUGUACGACCAGGUGGAGUUCGACGUCCCCAUCGGAUCCCGCGGGGACUGUACUCCCCAUUCGCACACAGUUCACCCGAUCUCAGUGCUGUUUGCUGAGAUCACGCGCCUGUUGAACCACAUCAUGGCGCUACCUGUGCCGGUGGAGGAGAUGCGUCAGUCCCUGCGCAUCAUCCUGCAGUGCCUCAAUAAGAUGCCGGAGGGGGAAAUCAAGGUGGACGACGCCAAGAUCUCCCCUCCUAAAAGGGCAGAAAUGAAGACGUCCAUGGAGUCCCUCAUCCAUCACUUCAAGCUGUACACCGAGGGUUACCAGGUGCCCCCCGGAGCCACGUACACGGCCAUCGAAGCCCCCAAGGGUGAGUUCGGCGUCUACCUGGUGUCCGAUGGCAGCAGCCGCCCCUAUCGCUGCAAGAUCAAAGCGCCCGGCUUCGCUCACCUGGUAGGGGGAGAUUUGGGGGGGGGGUCCCACAUGAGGCCCCAUAUGAGGCCCAUUGCCAGGGGGGUCUCUAUAGGGUCUCUAUAUGGUCUCUAUAGGGUCCCUAUAGGGUCUCUAUGGGGCUGAGCGCUGCCCCAAACCCUGAGCCACAACGUGAAGCUGUUCAGCCCCCGCUCUCAUUUCCUUUCUCUGACCACUUCCUCACGUCGCAGCGGGGCUGAAUGUGGGGCUGACAAUGUGGGGCUGAUU